AUGCUAACCGAGCGUUCAGACUCUACCACUUCCCUUUGUAUCGAUUGGCCGGAUACCACCCAGAGUAUUCUUGACGAUGAAUUUCUGAGUGAAGAGGAAAUGAUGAUAGACAACAGCGUCGGUGAACCUGAAGGGUUCGGGAACUCUGAGCUCCCGCUGCAUUCGAGUCUCUAUACUCUUCUAGAAUCCAAGAAUACAGAUACGCUGAAGGAGCCUACUAGAGUACCGUUUCCUGUUUCAAACAGCAAGAGGACACGAAACUUUACCAAACCAACCGUUAGCAAUUCCUGCAUGAAAAGGAAGAAGCCAAGAGGAAUGCCCAAGCGCCCCCUUUCUGCAUACAACAUAUUCUUCCGAACACAGCGAACUAUCGUGCAAGCUAAAGCAAAGAAGGAAACACCGGAAGGCUCUAAAGGGCUUGGAUUUGAAGGUCUUGGCAAGCUCAUUGGCAAACAGUGGAAGAAAUUAUCGAAGGAAGACAGGAAGAAGUAUGAAAUACUGGCCGAGAAGGAUGGUGUUCGAUACCGUCAAGAGAUGGAUGCGUACAAUCAAAAGAAGAAGAUGCUGAUGGAAAAGGAGAAGGAAAGAAGCAGCCAGGUGCCCCUUUCAUCUGCCAUUGGCUUCGAAACUGCAAGCAAUCUCAAUCGAGGAGACUUCGUGAUCUCUGAAUCAAGGAUGGAUGCUAGUGCAUUCUCUCAGACACGAGUGGACACUGGUAGGAUUAAUGGUGUGAUCAUGAACUCCAACCCUCGAGAUACAAAUGAGAAAAACGCCUCUGUACCCGUACCAAGAACCAUCCAAUCGCUGGCUGCCAACACUGGAAAGUUUCCUUUGCCAGAAGGAACUGAAAUUAUGUUGAGCGAUAGUACAGGGCAAGACCGGAAGUAUCGUGUGGAGUACAAGUGCUACAGAAUGUCAAGAGCUGAAGCUUCCAGAUAUGUUGAUUCUGUUUCCGGUGCAUUCCGACCGUACGAAGAUUCACAUGCCUAUGCCCCGGAGAAUUGGGGAAUGCCAGAAGGUUACGUCGAACUUCCAAAUGUAGGGAUGACUCCUGUUUAA
Molecule: messenger RNA, 1059 nt
Organism: Cylindrotheca closterium
Lineage: Eukaryota; Bacillariophyta; Bacillariophyceae; Bacillariales; Bacillariaceae
Source: the annotation of a GenBank genome assembly